GGCUGAGGGGCGGCCAUGGGCCGCAGCCGCUCCCGGUCACCGCCGCGGCGGGAGCGCCGGCGCUCGCGCUCCACGUCCCGGGACAGGGACAGGCGGCGGCGGGAGCGAUCCCGGUCCCGGGACAGGGACAGGAGGAGGAGCCGGUCCCGCUCCCCGCACCGGAGACGAUCCAGGUCCCCACGCCGGCACCGCUCCAGCUCCUCGUCACCAGUGCGGCCCAAGGAACGCCGGGAUGAGGAGAAGAAGGAGCUCAAGGACUCCAAGAAGGAGAGACAGAUCACAGAGGAGGAUCUGCAGGGCAAGACAGAGGAGGAGAUCGAGAUGAUGAAGAUGAUGGGCUUUGCCUCCUUCGACACCACCAAGGGGAAGAAGGUGGACGGUGCUGCCAAUGCCUACGCCAUCAAUGUGUCCCAGAAGAGGAAGUACAGGCAGUACAUGAACAGAAAAGGAGGAUUCAACAGGCCCCUGGAUUUCAUCGCCUGACUGGGGGACACGGCCCCCACUGCGGAAGGAUUUUGCUUCCCUGGAGGGAUCUGGUGCCGGAUUCCAGCGGAAUUUGGGUUAUUCCCAACAAACCCCACGGCCGGAGCUGCCCCAAGUCACCGUUUCCCAGACUUUUGGUAUUAUUUUUGUACAAAGAGGUCGGUUCCUGGCUGGGAUUUUGCUGUGUGUUCCCUAGUUUUGCUUUGUUUCCCUGUUAAAAAAACCCAGAUCUGUUUUUUCCUUUAA
Messenger RNA from Lepidothrix coronata (blue-crowned manakin), 729 nucleotides. RefSeq names its product small nuclear ribonucleoprotein U4/U6.U5 subunit 27 (gene SNRNP27). Lineage: Eukaryota; Metazoa; Chordata; Aves; Passeriformes; Pipridae. The transcript is spliced from 6 exons. The record is from RefSeq and is a predicted model, not a curated record. Gene Ontology annotation, biological process: RNA splicing. The coding region runs from base 16 to 483 and encodes 155 amino acids. Gene Ontology annotation, cellular component: precatalytic spliceosome.